Messenger RNA from Anthostomella pinea, 216 nucleotides. Lineage: Eukaryota; Fungi; Ascomycota; Sordariomycetes; Xylariales; Xylariaceae. The record is from the annotation of a GenBank genome assembly.
AUGGCUGCACCUCGACGUGAGAAGGAGAUCCGAAAGUACUUCAUGCUCAAGAGAGCCACCAACCUCCUCCCUGAGGCCCUCGGAUUUGACGAGUUGAUUCAGCUUCGUGGUCUGUCGGUUGCCGUCGAGCAUGUGGCGAAGCGUAAGGCAGACAGACGAUCGGACGAUGAUUUCAGAGACCUCUCACGCCCGAUACUCCUGGACGCGGGCCAGUGA